CCCGCCUCCUCCCUGGCGUGGGGACGAGAGCAGUGUGGUGCACCACUGCCUGGGCGGCUACCUGCGCCGGGCCACGCUGUGCGACUGCUGCGGCCACGUGAGCAUGUCGCACGAGGGGGUGCUGGGGCUGGAGGUGCACCUGGGGCCGCGGGUGGGCAGCGUGGAGGAGGGGCUGCGGGGCUACUUUGAGGACGAGGUGCUGGACGAGAGCAACCAGUACAGGUGUGAGCGCUGCCGCCAGCUGGUGUGCGCCACUCGGCGGGUGCGGCUGGAGGUGGCGCCCAACGUGCUGGCGAUCACACUCAAGCGGUUCACCACCAGGGGCAUCAGGGCGGCCAAGGACACGCGGAAGAUCUCCCUACGGCUCCAGCUGGACCUGGCGCCCUACCUGGCGCCCGGCUCGCUGGACCCGGGGCCCGCCGCUUACCGGCUGUACGCGGUGGUGCAGCACCUGGGGCUGCUGCCGCCGGGCGCGCUUCCCCCCUCCGCGGGUCUGCCCAGCAGCCCCCCCGGCGGCAGCGGCGGCGGCUCCGGCAGCCUCAACAUGGGGCACUACGUGGCGGUGGUGCGGGGCGGGGACGGCAGCUGGUACUACUGCGACGAUGACGAGGUCACGCAGAUCAGCGAGUCGGAGGUGGCGGGCAUCACGGAUGCGUACAUGCUCUUCUACGAGCGAAUUGAACCACGGGUCACCCGACCGCAGCCUCCUUCGCAGACCACCGCACAGCAGCCUGAAGAGGAGGAGGAGGAGGAGGCGGUGGCUGCAGAGGCUAACGGCGCCCUCAGCGGGACCGAGGAGGACAAGGAGGAGGUUGUCAAGGGGAGCAAGACCGACAGGGCGAACGGCGGCGCCCGGCCGCCCACGCCGCCUACCCCGCCUGGCUGCGACUCCCCGGCACCCGCAGCGGCGGUAGCGGCUGCGUCGGCGCACCUGCAGGCGGCCGCUGUACGACAACAGCCUCUUCAUCUCCCGAACCCCGAGGCCCCAGGCUGGUCCAGAUGGCUGGAGCCGGAUAGCGCACCCCCGGCUCCACCACCGCCCCAGCCCGCAUCCAAGCAGCAGCAGCAGCCCCAUGCGACCGCAGCUGCGGCGGGAGGAGGAGGAGGAUCUGGCAAGGCAGCCGGUAAGGCGGGCGGCAAGUUUGCUAAGACCAAGGGCGCCAGCACCACCACGCACCCGCCUCCUGCCGCCGCCGCCUCCCCCACGGCAGCAGAGGAGGUGGAGCGGGUGGCGGUACGGCCGCACUUUGAGCUGCUGCCGCCGUCGUUGGCAGCGAAGGCUGCUGCUGCUUCCGCCGCCGCCUCCGGCACCGCCUCGGCCGCCAGCAGCGGCGAAUGGACCCUGCGAGUACGACUGCCGGGGGUUCGGUCGGCGCGGGAUAUCAAGAUGGCGGCAACCUCUGCUCCUGCAGCUGCGGCCCUUUAUGCGGACGCCGAGCGAGGGGAGCAGCCGCAGCAGGAGGGGGCAGUUGGGGGGCUUAUGCGAGCUGCGGGUCGUGUGCGCGUGUGGGUGACGGGUAGCUACAGCCUGGACCUUAGACUAGGGCUGCGGGAGAGGAGGGGUGACCUGG
Molecule: messenger RNA, 1571 nt
Organism: Astrephomene gubernaculifera
Lineage: Eukaryota; Viridiplantae; Chlorophyta; Chlorophyceae; Chlamydomonadales; Astrephomenaceae
Source: the annotation of a GenBank genome assembly